Messenger RNA from Paecilomyces variotii, 1179 nucleotides. Its product is annotated as putative NTP binding protein. Bases 208 to 969 code for a protein of 253 amino acids. NCBI's taxonomy places the organism in Eukaryota, Fungi, Ascomycota, Eurotiomycetes, Eurotiales, Thermoascaceae. The transcript has a single exon. The record is from RefSeq and is a predicted model, not a curated record. Gene Ontology annotation, cellular component: cytoplasm.
AUCGGCCAUAAACGGUCCGUUUUCAGGGACCAACGUUGAUCAGGCGGGUCACGACCAUCCGUUCGCAUGGGAUAAUUUGGCGAGCAAUAAUAAACAAGAUCGACCCUCGUCCAUUCCUCUCCUGUCUCAUUAGGAAAAGGUUCUAAGUUAACCAGCAAAACGAUUCCUCCGUGAGCCUUUGUCCGAACACACAUACAGACACACACAAUGUCCGCGCCCCUCGACCCCGUGGUCUCCUCCAUCAUCGACCGCAACAAUCCCGUCACGAACUCUGAGGAAUUCGACGAAGACGCGAUCUUCGAAGCUCUCGAGAACGAAGAUGACUCUGCAUACCGGUCGCGUCGUGUUGAGCAGCUCUCUGCUGAAUUAAAAUCCGCCCAAGAUGCCGUGCGUUCCAUCCAGCGCGACGCUGCCUCGAACAUUACGACCGUCCACGACGCGCUCUAUCCUACCUUAUCGAAUGACCAGGCCCUUCUCGAUUUCACAACCCAGAAUCAGCGGUGCGUUGUACACUUCGCCCAUCCAGAUUUCGCAAAGUGCGGCGUGAUGGAUGAGCAUCUCCGUCUCUUGGCAUCACGGCACUACGAGGUGCGGUUCGCCCGCGUUGAUGUGCGCGAUUGUCCCUUCGUCGUGGAGAAAUUGAACGUACGCAUCUUGCCGUGUGUCAUUGGCUUCGUUGAUGGCGUUGGUGUCGAACGAGUUCUGGGAUUCGAGGGGCUGGGAUCAGGAAGUCGGGACGGCGUUAAAGGCUUCAGGACUGUCGAAUUGGAAAAGAGACUGGUUACCAAGGGUGUGCUCUCCAGGAGAAAACUGGCUGAGGAUGGAGGACCUGGUAUCUCCGGGCCAGGUGACAGCGAUAGUGAGAGUGAGGACGACCGUCAGCGGAGAGGUCAGCGCGGAGCGAUUCGCAGUGGGAACGCGAGGAAUAGACAUGCCGCUGAGGAUGACGACGAUGAUGAUUGGGACUAGGAAUGGAAUUCCCAGAGUGGGUUGCUUCCUACAGUACUUUAACAUGCGGCCCCUAGAUAUUUUUGGGUUGCUUCUGAUUCAUCGAUACCCCGAAACGAGAAAAUAGCAAUUAACAGACAAAAGAUAUGGAGACAAACUUCCAUGACUUUCAAGGAACACUGAGAAAGAAGUGCGUAUUACUGCCUUAAUCAACGGAAACCUGUAGAUAUU